CACCAUAGUAAAACAGAAGAAAGCAAAUUCAUUUUUGAAGCUGUUUUGAGGAGAGGAUAGGAGCUGAAGAUAUCACAUCGUCUAACGGCCUUGUUGAAUAAAUGUUUGGGCGCUUGAGGCGAAAGUUGUGACUAUGGCAUUGGUGAUCCAUCAAUUGCAGGCCAUUUUUAUUGUACUGCAGGGUUCUUAUGUAGCAUUUCGUUCAAGGCCUUUAUCAUGUAGGAAAGGAUUGACAUUAAGGAUACCUGUAGCUACACUUCAUAUGCUUGGGAGAAGAAAGAAGGGCACAUCACUGAGGCACUCUACUUGUUUAUGUACAGGGGCUCAUACUCUUGGAUUGGACUCCAAAAAUAUUAGAAUUUCUGCCUUCAAAGGCAGUGUUCUGAGUGAUGAAUCAGGAGACAGAAAACAUCAGGGGAAUGUUCCAAAGAGUUCUAUUAAAGUUUCUUAUGUUCCAAAAGAUGGUGAAGCGGCCACGAUAGAAUCUUCCAAGGCUCAUAAUGGUCCAGUUGCCUAUGCCUCGGAAACUGGUGAGAACGUUGUGGGAUCACCUGCUAUUCAUAAAUUAUUCAAGAAAUGGAUAAUUAUGUUGCGAUCACAGUCCCCAAGUCAAGUGGUGGAUGAUGCUUUGGGAGAAGCACCUCCUAAAGAUGUAUUAGAAACUCAAGUUGGCACCCAAAGUAAUAGAAAAGGCGAGAUUCUAAAGAUUGUUUGGUGCUAUUUCUGGGACAUGAAUGCUGCAAUCAAAAUACCCUUAUUAAUAUUUGUUCCAUGGUACCUUGGUGUCAAUUUGAUAUAUGGGGUCGAAGUUUCAAAGGAGUUGACUCCGCUAUGGGUGUUUGGGCCCCUGAUUGUUGCUCUUUACAUCAAGAUGCUUAGAGGCUUGUGCACGCUGUACGUUUUCUGCUCCAAGCAGAUGGUUCAACUAAUUAGGAAAUUACCUACUUACUAUCUCCUGGCUUCCAAUUAUAUCGCACGUGGAAAGCUGAAGGAAGAUGUAAGAGCUCUUGUGUGGCAACCUGUGGAAGACAUGAAGAACUUGGACUACAAAGAGGUAUGGAGAAAACAGGUGAAUGAUUUUCAAGAGCGGUUGAUGGAGAAGUACCUGGACUUUUUGGAAUCAAUAUGGCCAUAUUACUGCAGAACAAUCAGGUUUCUAAAGAAGGCUAAUUUCAUUUAGGAUUGGAGUUGUUUGAUCCGAGUACAGUGUUAGGCGAGGAAUUAAUGCAGUUUAGAGUUGGAAACUACAAUUUUGGAACAACAGAGGUAGCUGAGUGCAAAUCCCAUAUUUGUACGGGUGGUGCGAUGACAGUUGGAGUUAAAAAGGGUUCAAACAGAGGUAGCUGAGUGCAAAUCCCAUAUUUGUAACCGAAUGUUGUUCUUAUUCUGCCAUAUUUGUACGCGCUGUGUGAUUUGUUUACUUUCC
Molecule: messenger RNA, 1426 nt
Organism: Hibiscus syriacus
Lineage: Eukaryota; Viridiplantae; Streptophyta; Magnoliopsida; Malvales; Malvaceae
Exons: 6
Coding region: 134-1180 (348 amino acids)
Source: RefSeq, a predicted model, not a curated record